GUUUCCGAGUUUGAUACCCGCUAGUAGAACCAAGGAGUUUUCUCUAAUUCCUUGACUAGAACACGGAAGUAGAUUUGAAGACGACGCUUCUUGUGUGGGGUCAAGACAUACUGACUGAGCUGAAUAAGUUACUAAACUGAAAAUGUCUAAACUACAGUCGUUGUGUGUGUUUUUAAAUGAGCGUUUAUCGGCGGCUGCUGUAGAGAUUUUCGGUGCAGUUGAGAAAACGGUAGUGGAGUACCAGGAGGAGAAUGAUCGGCUACGGAGACUGCUGCGGAUCACACCGGAGAUACAACUAUGUAGAAGAGACUCCCUGCAGCUCUCUGUCUCUGAAGAGGAGGUUCACCCUGAGCAGCAGCACUGUGAGCAGGAGUGGAGCCCCAGUCUGGGGCAGAAGGACCCAGAGACCAAACAGAUUAAAGAGGAACAGGAGGAAGUCAGGACCAGUCAGGAGGAAGAGCAGCUUCAAGGGCUCUUUGAUACUAAAGCCUCCAUAUCCACUACUUCCUGUGUGAAAAGUGAAUGUGAUCUGGAGAACCCAUGUCAAGAAGCCGUACUAGCUGAACACCCAACUCUCAGUCCACUGAAAACGUCUAAACUACAGUUGUUGAGUGUGUUGUUAAAUGAAUGUUUAACGGCAUCUGCUGCUGUGGAGAUUUUUGGUGCGAUUGAGGAAACAGUAGCAGAGUACCAGGAGGAGAAUGAUCGGCUACGGAGACUGCUGCGGAGGACACCAGAGAUACAACUAUGUAGAAUAGAAUCCCUGCAGCUCUCUGUCUCUGAAGAGGAGGUUCCCCCUGAGCAGCAGCACUGUGAGCAGGAGUGGAGCCCCAGUCUGGAGCAGGAGGACCCAGAGACCACACAGAUUAAAGAGGAAGACGAGGAUCUCAGGACCAGUCAGGAGGAAGAGCAGCUUCAAGGGCUCUUUGAUACCAAAGACUCCAUAUUCACUCCUUCCUGUGUGAAAAGUGAAUGUGAUCAGGAGGACCCACUUCAGUCCUUGACUCUUCCCCAAACCCAGACUGUGGAAAACAGAGAGAGAGACUCUAAACCAGUGGAUAUCAAACCUUUUCUCACUGUGACCCACAUUAAGGGUCUCAACAUUCCCUGUGACCCUCCAGGUAAUCAAAACAAUGCCUUCAGCCACAGUUCAGCUGUAAGCAGAAACCCAGUAGGACUUGACAGCAGCCCACCAUUGGAUCUGAACACACCAAUGGGGGAACUCUGCACCUGCCCCUUUUGUGGCAAGACCUUCAAACAAAAAGGACACCUGUCCAUGCACAUGAGGAUUCACACAGGAGAGAAGCCAUUUAGCUGUGGUGACUGCGGGAAGAGCUUUAUUCAGAAGGGGGACCUAAGGAGACAUAUCCUGACUCACACAGGAGAGAAACCAUUCAGCUGUAAUUUUUGCUGUAAAAGCUUCAGUCAAAAGGGGGACCUAAGGAGACAUAUCCUGACUCACACAGGAGAGAAACCACAUGGCUGCUCCGUCUGUGGUAGAACGUUCAUUCGUAAGGCUCAUCUGCUGAAGCAUCUGGAUAACGUCCACAAAGAAAGAAAACUGGAUGGAAACUAAUUAGGACAAAGAUCUAUUGUCAGACGAUGGGAAUAACAGGCAGGAUGUGGUUAACACUCUUAGGAAAGCCAAUCAAUACUCUGGAUCAUUUCAGGGUUUCAGAUAAAUAGAUGCGUGAUCAAGUUAUGUUUUUCAACAUUCUAUGUAAAUAAAGUUUGAUUUGAUUCGAAUGAUGAUGUAAUGAUUGAACAUUGCACAGUAUUGUAGGAUGCUCGCCGGUCUGCUGUUCAGUCUGAUGAUGUUUUCACGUUAUUAGAAACAGGAAUUCGUGGUUCUUUGAUUUAAGAAUGUCUCCCAGGUGUUGAGAGAAUGGUCUGACUGAUGUUAUUUAGACAUCCCACUGUUGGCAUCCCACUACUGGCAUCCCACUGUUGGCAUCCUACUACUGGCAUCCCACUACUGGCAUCCCACUGUUGGCAUCCUACUACUGGCAUCCCACUACUGGCAUCCCACUACUGGCAUCCCACUGUUGGCAUCUCACUACUGGCAUCCUACUACUGGCAUCCCACUACUGGCAUCCUACUGUUGGCAUCCCACUGUUGGCAUCCCACUGUUUGCAUCCCACUACUGGCAUCCCACUACUGGCAUCCCACUACUGGCAUCCUACUGUUGGCAUCCCACUACUGGCAUCCUACUGUUGGCAUCCCACUACUGGCAUCCCACUACUGGCAUCCUACUACUGGCAUCCCACUGUUGGCAUCCUACUACUGGCUUGCCUCUGAAGCUAAGUAGGGUUUGUCCUGGAUGGGAGACCAGGUGCUGCAGGAAGUGAUGAUGGAGGGCCAGUAGGAUGCACCCUUUCCUCUGGUCUAAAAAAUUAUCCCAAUCCCCCAGGACACUGCCCUGUGUAGGGUGCUGUCUUUCGGAUGGGAAGUUAAACGGGUGUCCUGACUCUCUGUGGUCACUAAAAGAUCCCA
Messenger RNA from Oncorhynchus gorbuscha (pink salmon), 2493 nucleotides. Its product is annotated as gastrula zinc finger protein 5-1-like. The transcript has 3 exons. NCBI's taxonomy places the organism in Eukaryota, Metazoa, Chordata, Actinopteri, Salmoniformes, Salmonidae. Gene Ontology annotation, biological process: regulation of transcription by RNA polymerase II. Gene Ontology annotation, molecular function: RNA polymerase II cis-regulatory region sequence-specific DNA binding; DNA-binding transcription factor activity, RNA polymerase II-specific. The record is from RefSeq and is a predicted model, not a curated record. The coding region runs from base 143 to 1576 and encodes 477 amino acids.